This is a messenger RNA of Amoebophrya sp. A25, 1116 nucleotides long. NCBI's taxonomy places the organism in Eukaryota, Dinophyceae, Syndiniales, Amoebophryaceae. The record is from the annotation of a GenBank genome assembly.
CGACAGUCUUGUGACGCCUGUGCACUGGUUUAAGACUAAGGUGUCAGUGACUAUCUCCAUUUUCCACUUCCACUUCGACAUCCGAUUUCUUUCUCAUUAAAGCUGCUCAUAUUCAACAUAAUUCAUGAUACCACUUUAUUUUCGAUUUCGAUCUUUAUACCAUUUUAUUUUCGAUUUCGAUCUUUAUCCCACUUUAUUUUCGAUUUCGAUCUUUAGACCACUUCAUUUUCGAUUUCGAUCUGCAUCUGGAUUGAUUAUCGAUCUUUUGCAUCGGGAUUGAUUAGAACCUAGAUCUGGUUAAGAACCUAGCCUGGUUGGGGAGGAAAAGAUGAACUUGGACAAAGAAACAUGUGAGCGGUACGAGCAAUGUGCUCUCAACGUCGCGAUAAAAGGGGGACUUGGUUUCGCUGCGGCACUGAUACCAGCGGUUGUACUCACGAGAGGUAGAAUGAGUCGCAGUUUCUGUCUCGGCGUCGGACUAGGCAUCGGCAUGGGAAUGGCAUUGCAGGAGAAUGCGGUAUAUUUAAAUUUGAGUUGUGAAUUUAAUUAUAAAGAUCAGGUGCAACCUUAGAGACUUGACUGAAGUCCUCUCUACAUUCUAACUCCUUCGAAGUACUGGCCUUGAAAAGUCCUAGGUUCAUCCUAUUAUGAAGAUCAUGCGCAAGUAGACGUUUAUGUUGGCGUGUCUUGCUGUAAAAACUUCGAUUCAUGUGCAAGUAGACUUUUAUUUUGGCGUGUCUUGCUGUAAAAACUUCAAUUUGCAGAAAGAUACUAGUUGCUUGUCCCAUGUAACAUCUUAAUCUUCUACCAGAUGCACUUCAAGCAUCCGCAUCUGGUGCCGUUGCCCAAAGAUUUCAAGGCAGAAGCGACGUGGUAUAGGGAUUACGUGUUAGAGCGGUUACCAGCGAAAGACUACGUAAAAGCAUUGGCAAGUUGAGACUUGCCGCAUUUCACGCCCCCGUGAAUGAUGAUUGUUUUGAACUCGUAUCUGAAUGACACGACGCAGAAAUAACAUUUAAGAUUUUCCAAGGAAGUUGCUGACUUUGCCAUGUGGAGGUUCAUUUUUUAGCGCAGAAACGAACAGAGAUUGUGAUUUGAAAUAUGAGGAGCAAACGU